CUAUAUCAGUGGUUCUCGACCAGGGCCCACUAGGGGGCUUCUGCAAACUUCUGCAAACCAAAACAACUAAAAAUCAAGCUAGAGCAAACACCUAAAACUCCUCUGUGUUUUGACGGGUCACAAGACUUGACCAGAGGAAAUGAGCUGGGAACGCAAGCCUGUGAAGAUCCUAUCAGAGGGUGGGAAAAAGCUAGAGCCAUUUAGCAUCCCACCACUUCAAAGAGGACAGCGUUACUACUGAUCCACACACGCACUGAUGGCCAUCAUGCUGAAACCCUGGACCGUCAUCGCUACUGUCCUCUUCUGCGUGCUCCUGUGUCUCGGGACCUUUGUGGACGCCUAUCCGCCCAAACCAGAGAAUCCCGGAGAUGACGCUCCUCCGGAGGAACUCGCCAAAUAUUACACCGCGCUGAGACACUACAUCAACCUCAUCACGAGACAACGGUAUGGAAAAAGGUCCACCUCGGAGGAUGUGAUGGCUGAGUUGCUGUUCGGAGAUGACACAGAGCACAAACAGAGAUCAAGAUAUGAUGACUCUUAUAUGUGGUGAAGUUCAGUGACCCCCGUGCUGCCUGUCCUGAGCUAAGCCCACCUGUGCCUCCCACAGAAAACCUCCAGACAACUAAAUGAGAACCCGUCACCAUCAACCUCAUCCACCUCUUUAUUAAAUACAUCCUCUCUUUUCUUUCAUGUGCACAGAACAAAUCUCA
This is a messenger RNA of Sinocyclocheilus rhinocerous, 710 nucleotides long. Its product is annotated as peptide YY-A. Lineage: Eukaryota; Metazoa; Chordata; Actinopteri; Cypriniformes; Cyprinidae. Gene Ontology annotation, molecular function: neuropeptide hormone activity; neuropeptide Y receptor binding. Gene Ontology annotation, biological process: feeding behavior; neuropeptide signaling pathway. The record is from RefSeq and is a predicted model, not a curated record. Bases 257 to 550 code for a protein of 97 amino acids. The transcript is spliced from 5 exons. Gene Ontology annotation, cellular component: extracellular region.